AUGGCUGGGCUUUGGGAGACGUUGCACCGCUGGUAUCGCGGGACCCUGUAUCAGGCUAUUGCCUUGGGUCUGAUCAGCUUUACUCAGCCCGGUAUUUGGGAUGCAUUGAACGGACUGGGAGCCGGUGGUCUAGCAACCCCGUAUUUCGUCAAUGCCUCCAAUGUCAUCACAUACGUGAUCAUGAUCGUGACAUGUCCGUUGUUCUCGAUCGCCGGAAACAGGUUCAGUUUGAAGUGGGUGCUGGUCGCCGGGACAAUCGGUUAUGUGCCCUAUUUCGCAGCAUUGUAUUGCAACAGUGUUUUCGGAACCCAGUGGUUUUUGCUUCUUGGAUCGGUGACUUGUGGUUUCUCGGGCGCCGCGCUAUGGGUUUCGGAGGCCGCUAUUGCUGUGGGUUAUCCCGAGCCUGAGAACCGCGGGACCUACAUCGGUAUUUGGAUGGCCCUCAACAAGCUCGGAUCAGUCAUUGGAAACGCCAUUCAACUCGCGCUCAACAUGGACUCAUCCAGCAAGGGCAGCAUCAGCCCUAAGACAUACCUCGUUCUCAUCGGACUCAGCUGCGGCGGUCUCCCCCUCGCGUUAACCGUCGCUCCCGCGCACAAGCUGAUUCGCAAAGACGGAACAAAGCCGACAUUCAGCUCCGACGAACAUCGUAUUUCACUCAAGGAAGGACUAAAGGGAUUUUGGAAAGCAACAAAGCAAAAGUACAUGCUGCUUCUGAUUCCUAUCUUCAUCACCGUGCGCUGGAGUCAAACCUACCAGGGGAACUAUCUGACGGAGUACUUCUCGGUCCGGGGCCGUACACUGGCUGGAUUUGUCCAAACCAUUGUCGGUAUUGUCGCUACGGUGCUUUGGGGCUGGUUGUUAGAUUCAAAUAAGAUCUUCAGAACGAGACGAGGAACGGCGCUUGCAGGCUGGCUGACGAUGGUCGCUGUGUUUAUCCCGCAGUGGGUUUUGAAUUUUGUCAUGCAGACCGACCUGCAGAAGCAAAGCCCUACCCCAUCCUUGGAUAUCUAUGACCCUGGAUACGGCAAGGCGAUCGCCGCGUACUGUCUAUUUGGUGUCGGAAGUCAGGCAUCAGUGGUGUGGACGUACUGGAUCCUGGGAACAUAUGAUAUCCAUGUCGAUGUCCUGGCAUACACCACUGGGAUUCUUCGUUCCUUCGAGAGUCUGGGCUUUGCUAUCGCAUUCGGCAUUGGCGCCAGCGAGAACGUCUCCCUCAUGGCUAACCUGAUCGUCGCGUUUGUGGUGUUCUGGGUGAGCGUGCCCUUCACAACAUAUGCUUCCUGCCUUGUGAGGGAGCCAAACCCCACUCCAGAGGCUCCUAUCAACAAGGACAUCCAGGAUGAUCCUGAAAGCGAUUUGCCGCCGAAACUGCCGCAAAUACAGGAGCACGCAGACGGUCUGGACUACCAUCCAGAAUCGCGCUCCUGA
Molecule: messenger RNA, 1431 nt
Organism: Aspergillus nomiae NRRL 13137
Lineage: Eukaryota; Fungi; Ascomycota; Eurotiomycetes; Eurotiales; Aspergillaceae
Exons: 5
Coding region: 1-1431 (476 amino acids)
Biological process (GO): transmembrane transport
Molecular function (GO): transmembrane transporter activity
Source: RefSeq, a predicted model, not a curated record